Molecule: messenger RNA, 1425 nt
Organism: Heterobasidion irregulare TC 32-1
Lineage: Eukaryota; Fungi; Basidiomycota; Agaricomycetes; Russulales; Bondarzewiaceae
Exons: 7
Coding region: 1-1425 (474 amino acids)
Source: RefSeq, a predicted model, not a curated record
AUGUCAUGGCACCCACCGUUGCUUGCGUCGAGGCCAGCGCGCGAGACAUGCGUCGACGCGGCGCACGCAACCCACCUCGGAGCGAAGAGGCGGCUUGGGCACGAGCACGUAGCGCACACGAUUGGCUGGCCUCUCUGCCGCCAUUCGCUUGAGCUCGGGUGCGGGCUUGCGCUUUGCCUGCGCUGCGUCGACAAUUCACAUGGUCGAGCUUCUCUGGGGUGCUGGUUUUCUGCGUCCGGGACAGUGACUUCACCUCUACGCACCGAUCCCUCUACUGGGCUUUCUGGGUGCUGGGUGCUUGGUUGUUGCAUCAGCUCGGACAUGUGUGUGGGUGUUUUUUCCAAGGCUAUACUGGGUCUUGGGAUCAACUCGUAUCGUCGCAGGCGCAUUAGCAUGCCACGCGGCGGACCCUACGUGGGAGACAGACGCGCGGAUGCGUGCCUCUAUUCGUCGUUGCAGGGACGACCAGUGCAGGCGCCGGGUGCCCAGCACGAGCACGGGAUGUUUGUUGUGGGUCUCCUGAGCUCGCCGCAUCGUUCCUUUCACCCUGUAACUUCUCGACAGGCGUCACUGCUAGACAGCUGCAGAGGCUCGCAGAAGAACCACGUCGAUUUCUGUCGUGCCAUCACCGAACCACCGUUUAUCGCCAAGAAACUCCUUGAACACGUCCGAUGCUUGAACUUCCAUGACUGGAUGCCGCGUUCUGAAGAGUCGGCGUGGGUGAAUCAAGCCAUCUUGAAGAAGUACGCGACGGUAAUCGGCGACUUUAUUCGAGUGCAGUCUCUCCAGCUUGACCGAGUCACCAUCAGCAAGGCGUUCUUCCGCGAGGUCGUCAAUAUGUUUGGCUUGCGCGACGUGGUCAUCGUGAAUUGUACCUUCGAGGCCUACGGUUUGGAGAAAGAUGCGCUAUUCAGGAAGAAACACAUCGUGCCCUGGACGAGCAUUGUCUUUGACACUCAACCUCCCACCCAGCGCCCUCCCAAACCUGUACCAAAUUCAGUGCCCCUCGUAUUACCUCGGAGAAUUCGUGACUGGCCGUCCCGUCAGACCUUGAAAGAUUACCUGAUGCACGACAACGAGCUCGUGCAUCACACGGAUGUUAGCGCCAAAAGAGCCUUAUUCGCUCUUCACUACCUCAUACAAUCUCGUCCUCGAGCGACACCUGAUCCGCAACUUCUUUGCCGAGGCGUUUCCAAACGCUAUGAUCAUCUCGCUCCGCAUGCAAAUCAAGUGGCGCAGGAUCGGUCACUCAUGGAUGCCUAUUGUCGUACUGCCCAAGUUCGUGAAGCAGAGCCUAUGAGAGAUUAUGCUGGGUGUUUCGAGGGCCUGUUUGAGAAGGUAGAAAUUACGCUUGACCUCCGAAUUCUCCUAGGUCUUUCAAUAGUGCUUGAGGAUGGUCUUGAGGAGCACAUAAACAUUGUCUAG